UACUUUUUAUGAUUACCGGCAUUACUGAAAUUAGUUAGUCUUGUUUUCUUUGUUGUUUCCGUAUUAUCAAGUUAAACUUAUUUUAACAUACGAAAUAUCGAUUAAGUAUAAAGCUUUUUAUUUUUUAAAACAACUCACAGAAGCAACUAGCGAUUACGUGUUACUUGGGUUAGAAAAUCUAAAUUUUAACUUUAAUAAUUUAAAAACACCAAAAUAAAAUUAUAUUUUCUUAGCGGAUUUUUUUGCUCUCAACCAUGGGAAUCUCGGUGAAAACGCAUUGUGCUAAACUUCUCGAUACGCCCUUAUACUUUCACUUCUAUUUAUUGAACAAAAAACAACUAGUCAUAUGGGUUUCAGAUAUUAGUAAAGAGUUUAGAAAUUUGCACGUUUCUUUUCCUAAAAAAAUAAUGGAGGAGUUUGAAAGCACCUGUCUUUUAGGAGAAGACAAUAUAUCUAGUGGGGAGUUCUGUAGCAAAUUAAGCUCUAAAUUGAAAAUUCCGGUAUUUUUAAGCUACAAUGUACAAGACCCAGAUCCUAAUCUUGUGUUAUUUGUUCAAAAAACUAUUCUCAACUUGACUAAAGAAGAUGCAGCUUUUUUUAACUUAUAGAAACCUGGUUGUUUGAAUGUUACUGUCAAAAUUAUUCUCUGUCUAUGAUUUGGAUAAUUAUCAAUUUAUACAACUGAUUUCUUUUUUUAGAUAAAAAUUACUAUUUUACAAAUGCUUUCUGUAUUUUUCUUAAAUCAAAAAUUUGAGAGAAGAUGCUAAUUUACUUGAACACUUAAUAUUUGGCUUAGUUUUGUCUACUUUCCUGAUUUGUAAUGCUAUUUUUAUUCUUGACUUAUGCUAUUCUUAAAACUAGGUAGAAAAUUAUACAAGUUUAAUUUACUUAUGUUGGAAAGUAUGCAGACACUAGGUUUCGUUUCCCUUUUAAAAAAUGGUUGUAUUUAUUUAAAUUUUAUAAUUCUUGUAAUGAAAUACAAACGAGCGCUGUAAUGUAUGCUUGUAGUUCUUCUCUAUGAAUUAAAGGAUGAUACUCUUAGCGUUUUUCAAAUAUUUACGGCAACGUAUGACGAAAAGUAAAAUUAAAAAAAAAAAUUUAAAAUACAAAUUGAGAAAAAGUUAAAAAGUUUGGGGUAUCUUAAAAAAGUUUUAAAAAAAUCAUAAAAAGGUAAAAAAAAAAUCUUUUUAUCGAAAAACGUGGUUAAAUUCUUUAUAAACACUUUUGAUUGUGUCAGAAAACCAUUGAAAUUGCUCUUAAACUUAUAACCAAAAAAAAAACGUCUUCAUAAUCAUUGUUGUGUCAACACAAGUUUAAAGUAGAUAAGAAAGUUAGACUUAAUCCUUACUAUUCGACAAAUUACUGCUUUAUGUAUAACAGUUCAGCGUAAAAAAAAGAUACCUCAUACUAAAGAUGACAAUUUCUACUAUCAAAAGUCUUUAACAAUAAGUCGAAUUAGAUGAGGUGGUGUAUUUGAAAUGAGCAAAUGAACUGAUCUACCAGAUGGGAGUAAACAAAUUUAAUCUGUUAUUUUGAAUUCGUUUUAAUUAUUGCAAAAAUUUCCAUUAAGGACCCUAAAUAUUUUCACUCCGGAAAAACAGUGUGAUAAAACAUAGGAACGAUUGAAUAAAAAUAAACUCAAAAAAGCACGUUGCUUUUUUCAUUUUUGGAGUAAAAAAGACUUGAUGAUGGAAGGAACAGAAGGCUUGAAAAUUAGUCGACCGCAAAGUUAUUUGAUUUUGAACAAUAUUGGAAAAAAGAAUAAUUUUGGGUUACUUUUAAGAAGUGCCGCUGCUUUUGGAAUAGAGCAAGUUUACAUUGUAGGUGAAAAAAAAAUGAAAACAUUUGGUCAUAAGGGCACAGUACCUCAUAUGAAGUUGACAGUGUGUGAAUCUUUUGACCAUGUAAGGCGUUGUCUAGGAGAUAAAGUUAAGGUUUGUGGUAUUGAAAUAAACGAAACCGCGAAACCGGUUUCGUGUCACCCUUUCUCAGGGAGUACCGCAUUUAUGUUGGGAAACGAGGGAACGGGAAUGAGCGAGAAACAGGUGACCUUUUGUGAUGAAUUCGUAUAUAUUCCUCAGUACAGCUGUGCGACAGCGUCUUUAAAUGUAGCGAUAGCGGGUUCCAUCGUAUUUCAUCAUUUUGCCAGUAACGCUCUAGAAUGUCAUGGGCUCUAUGUGAUUAAUGUGUCUACUACAGUAUGGGCAUCGUUUCUUGAAGCAGAAAGGAUGGGUAACAAAUUUACAACAAUAAAGGCUUUUUCCAAACUAGAACAAUAUUUGGAUUCUACUAUGGAGGAAAAACAACAACAGUUAAUUUUACGACGAGAACGUCAUCAAAAAAAACUGUCAAGCUCGUUGUUAUUUGAUUCUCUGGAUGAAGAUACCAUAAUUCCAUAAAUUGGUUUUAUUUUACACAAAUUUUGUGUUUGAAAUGAUUAAUUCCUAGUGUAAAAAAACUGUUUUGUUUGACAGUUCUUUUUCCCUAGUAUAUUUUUCUAGAUUCUCCUUCGUAAAGAAUGAAUUAACUAAAAAAAACUUAGUGUUCGAAGUAUUUUAUAUCACACAUUUUAAGUAUAUUCUAUGAUAAUUAGUGCAUUAAAAAAAUAAGAAAGCUUUUUUUAAAACUUCUAGUUUCAUGUUAAAGUUUUCAGAUGAUAAUAAUAAUUGGAAAGAUUUUGUUAGUUAUUUAAACAAUGGCUGUUAAAAACAAAUCAAUUCGCUUAAUGCAUUAUAUAUUAGGCGUAUUUAAAGUAAUGCAACGGAUUAAAUUUAUAGACGAGUUUGUAACAAAAAACAAUUUAAAAAAAAAAAAAUUUACGAUCAAGAUAUAAAAUUUGCUGAGUGAUAUCUCCGUUGGUGACUCUUUUAAUGUUUGGUAAGAGAGCCCAAAAAAAAACAUUCGCGGACAAUUAUUAUUAAUAGAUGUUUUUUUCAAAAGAAAUUGUUGAUAUUUACAAGGUGCUCAGCAGUGUGUCAAACAGCGUGUAGAGACACUGGUUAGCAGUUUGUUUAAUUUUUUAAAACAAAAACAAAACACCACUAAUUUUUGUGCAUUUUUACUUUGUCUGAUCCAAA
Molecule: messenger RNA, 3077 nt
Organism: Hylaeus volcanicus
Lineage: Eukaryota; Metazoa; Arthropoda; Insecta; Hymenoptera; Colletidae
Product: 23S rRNA (guanosine(2553)-2'-O)-methyltransferase RlmP-like
Exons: 9
Coding region: 1686-2399 (237 amino acids)
Biological process (GO): RNA processing
Molecular function (GO): RNA binding; RNA methyltransferase activity
Source: RefSeq, a predicted model, not a curated record